UUCUUACCGACCCUCGGCUUGAACUUUAACCUCGACAGACGUCAAAAAAUGGCGGUUCCUGCAAAGCGGCCGUCGCUCGCGCAAACCGCCUUUUCCUUUUAUGUACCGGUCCAGGAGCAGCUGUCAGGCAAUCAGACAUGAAAGGGGACCUGCUGGAUGAAGAUGGAAGCUCCAGUAUACUAUACAUGAUGUAGAAGAACAUUAUAAGCUGAAGACAAUCUCCUUCCCCUACAUAUCACCUGCUCGCUGUUGAUCUACUGAAGAAAGAUGACAGCGAGCGAGGGAGACCAGAAGAAGUUGAAGGCAGAGUAUCUAAGGGAGCUAAUGUGCCGAGGGAUCGCCCUGGAGGAGCAGUGGCAGCUCUCGCUGUGGGACAAGGGCCUGGAGAGGGUUCCCUCGGAACUCACCCAGCUGGCAGAGUUACAUGUACUUGACCUUGGCGGAAACAACUUGAGGGAACUGCCUGCUGGGUUCAGCCACUAUUUGACCAACCUGGGCAUACUGGACCUGAAGAAGAACAGCUUUGCGAGUUUCCCGGAGCAAAUAUUAGACUUGGCCAGAGUGACAGAACUGGACCUCAGUUACAACAAGCUCAAAAGUAUUCCAGCAGAGAUCAGCCACCUGAAGAGGCUGCAGAAGUUUUUCCUAAGUCAAAACUACAUCCAGGUGCUGCCCAAUGGUAUAUGUGACCUUUCCCUGCUAGAAGAGCUGGACAUAAGCUAUAACUACCUCACCUACCUCCCAGCCAAGUUUGGCCAGCUGAAAAGGCUGAGGACUCUAGACCUGGAUCACAACAAAAUUCCCUACAUUCCCCCACAAGUCUUUGAACUAAGAGAGCUGGUCGAAUUCGACUUCAGCCACAACACUGCAAUCUCAGGACCACUGCCAUGCAACAUUGCCUUCCUCACAAACCUACAAGUGCUCUGGCUCAGCAGCAACGGCCUCACCCUCCUCCCUAACUGUAUCCAAGAACUCGUGCUGCUAGAAGAACUCAUCUUGGACAACAACAAGCUGCACAACCUUCCCUGUGACUUCAAACACUUGCAAAGGGUGAAGGUUCUUAACCUGGGCUUCAACUGCUACGAGAUUUUCCCCCACGCGGUGCUGGCGCUCGAUCGAGUAGAGGAGCUGUUUCUGAGCAGGAACAGACUGUCCCAUAUCCCAGAGGAGAUAGGCCUCUUGCAGCACCUCCGAGUGUUGUGGUUGGAUCACAACAACGUGGAAAGCCUUCCCGACUCCGUCACCACGCUGGUGAACAUGGAGGAGCUAUCCGUCCAGGGAAACAGGCUGAAGUGUUUGCCGGAGGGUUUUGGUAACCUCUCGAACCUCGACUGCCUGGAUGUACGCGAGAACCCCCUGCUGCAACCUCCGCUGGAGGUCUGUACAAAUGGUGUCAAGGCCAUCGCAGCUUUUCAAGAAGAGCUGCAGAGAGUGAAGGUCCCUGUCACCCCGAGAUUCAAGCUUGCCUUCGUGGGGAGGAGGCGUUCAGGUAAGACCCAGCUGAAACAUUCCUUGAAUGGCAAUCUCGACGUGCCUUCGACAACGUUGUCCAAAUUCCUCGACAUAUCAACCAUGACGUUUGACUCAGGCACUCGUGUGGACACGGUCGUGUAUGACUUUGGAGGCCACGCCCUGUACCACUUUGCACAGCAAUUCUUCUUCACAGAAAACUGCCUUUACCUGCUAGUCGUUAAUCUCUACGAGUACAAGGACUCCACGUUUUGGGACGACGUGGGGUUCUGGCUGAGUGUCAUCAUUGCAAGAGUGCCUUAUGCCUGUGUGUGCAUCGUAGGGACCCAUGUAGACCGGUGCAAGGGAGAUGAAGUUGAAGGUAGAAGUCUGGACAUUCACAAGAAGAUAGCACAAAUGUUCAGCGACAUGAAGACAAAGUCACAUCUCCUCAGCAUUGCAAACAGCAUGGAAGAGUUCUUGCAGGAAAGCAAUGUGCCUUCACCGUCAAGCCCCACGAGAAGACCCAGGUACUUUCAGAGCAGUCAGAACAGGGUCUUGUCAGCUGUUCUGCCCGUCAACCUUGGUGAUGACCAGAGGGGUAUCAAACACAUCCAAGACCUCCUGCCUUAUUUGUACAGCAACGUGCAAUUGUUCCGAAACAGCUGCCUUAUAGUGCACACAACGUGGGUCCAUCUGGAGGACAUGAUAAAGGAGAGACAGGAAAGCUUGUUUAUCACUUUGGAGGAUUUCCACAGCAUGGCUGCUAUCGCGGGGGUACCAAAGAGGCAACGGCCGGAGGUGCUACAGUGGCUGGAAGACAGAGGCUCCGUCUUGUACCUCGGAAACAACAACCCCCAUCUCAGGAAGUAUGUCAUCCCUACCUCGGUUAAUCUCGUCAAGUUGUUCAACUGUUUGUUCGCUCAUGCUCUUAGGGUACAGUUGGAACAACGAGCAACUCCACGUCCCAACAACACGCCUGCUUCUGCUGUUCAGUUGGUGACAGACGAUCUGCUACAGAAUGGUGUGGUGUCCCCCUAUCUUCUGCACACAGUACUGCAGGAAGCAGGACUAACAGAGCCACAAGAAGUGGUGGGCAGGUUCCUCUGUGACUUGGGCAUGUUCUUCCCCAUUCCCUACCACCCAAGCCACAGUAGUGCUGCCAUGGGAGACUCAGAAGACGGGACUCCACAACAACAACAACCGGACACAACAGGAAAAGACCUGGUUUCCUACUCUGUUCCGUGGUUCAGACACAAGCUUGGCUGCCACACAGGGCUGAGACUCACCCUACCCUACUACCACACCACAGUGCAGAUCGAAACCAUGCAGAUUAAGUGCUGUGUCUGGCACUUCUGCCCGCCGGGCCUGUUCGAGAGGUUCACGGCCACCGUGCACCCCCACAUCGUCCACAGAAUGGACGUGUCCAACAGCUGCAUCGUGUACCGCGGGAAGGUCCCCGUCCUGGUGGAACUGAGGACGUCACAAGACCUGACCUGCCUCCUUCUCACCACCAAGAUGACCCAGGUGACGACGUGGUCAGCGUGGCAGGCCGUGGUACCCCUGGUGAGGGAGCUGUGUGCGCUGCUGCAGGAGUGGCCGGGGAUGCUGCAGUCCCUCCACGUGGUGUGUCCACACUGUCUGCAGCAGGGCGCAGCAGAGCCACACGAGUUCCCCGGGAAACUCCUCACCCUCCCCAGGCCCCGCCAGCCUGCCGCCACCGUCAGGUGCCCCAAGGGUGACGGCGUGGACGUCAGUGUGGCACUGGUGUACCCUCCUGAACCUAUAACAACAUUUGAAUCAGUAUGAAUCGGUGUGAGAGGCAAUGUACAUCAUAACAGAAGCAGUGUGUCGGUACAGUGGCAGACACCGGUGAUGUGACUGCAUCGCAAGUGAACGGAGUCAUCAGAGCGAAGAUCGAGCAGAUCAAGAUCACCCGGCGGGACACCAAGAUCGUGGUGGGGCGGCGCAAGCGGGUCAUGAAGAAGGCGGG
Molecule: messenger RNA, 3442 nt
Organism: Branchiostoma belcheri (Belcher's lancelet)
Lineage: Eukaryota; Metazoa; Chordata; Leptocardii; Amphioxiformes; Branchiostomatidae
Product: malignant fibrous histiocytoma-amplified sequence 1 homolog
Exons: 5
Coding region: 268-3258 (996 amino acids)
Molecular function (GO): protein binding
Source: RefSeq, a predicted model, not a curated record